AUGUUCAACCUUCAGUCUCUAUUAGCCGCUGCUCUUCUAGGAGCGGCGUCUGUUGCGGCAGCUCCCCAGACUACAGGCGCCAGUGGUGCUGCGUGCAACAACUCACCUUCACUGUGUAACCGCCCGUAUAACACAAUCACACACAUGGGCGCGCACGAUGCAGCCUUCCUCCGAGACGCUAGCACACAAAAUUCUAUAGCCGGCAACCAGUACAAGAAUGCCACCGUUGCUCUUGAUGCUGGUCUGCGUCUUCUUCAGGCACAGGUGCACAAGUCGGACAAUGCCCUCCGGCUCUGCCAUACGAGCUGUAAGCUGCUCGAUGCUGGGCCGCUGCAAAAUUGGCUGGCUGCCAUCAAUGUAUGGAUGGCGAAGAAUCCGAACGAAGUCGUCACCAUUAUUCUUGUCAACUCGGAUUCUGCAUCUGCAUCGGAACUCGGGGCUGUGUUUCAACGAUCAGGUAUCUCCAAGUAUGGAUAUACUCCUGCAGGGUCUACAGCAACGGGUAACUGGCCCACGCUGCAGACCAUGAUUAACCAGAAUACACGACUAGUCAGCUAUGUCACCAACGCGAAAUACGAUUCGUCGGUGCCGUACUUGCUGCCCGAGUUCAACUAUGUAUUCGAAACACCAUUUGAAGUCACAUCGCUGGAUGGAUUCAACUGCAGUCUGGAUCGUCCCAAGGCCCUCGGAACCUCUGGUGCAUCUGCCGUCUCACAAAACUAUCUUAGUCUUGUCAACCAUUUCAAGUAUCAGCAGCUCCUCGCUGGCGUCUUGGUUCCGGAUACGGAUAAGCUUAGCAUUGUCAACAGCCCUGAGACCAGCACUACCGGCAAUCUUGGAUUACAUUUGAAGAACUGUCAGUCUGAAUGGGGAGCCCGUCCCAACUAUGUCCUGGUGGACUUUUGGAAUCAAGAAAACCCACUGGCUGCCGCCGACGCGCUGAACGGCGUCAGCGACUUUGCUGGUCGAAAGAUUACGACUGAAGCAACCUCUAAAGCUACCGAGCAGUUCCAGGGAAUGGCAAAAGGGGCUCUUCUUGCAUUUUGUGCUGCAGCUCUUUUGAUUCUAUGA
Molecule: messenger RNA, 1071 nt
Organism: [Torrubiella] hemipterigena
Lineage: Eukaryota; Fungi; Ascomycota; Sordariomycetes; Hypocreales; Clavicipitaceae
Source: the annotation of a GenBank genome assembly